Molecule: messenger RNA, 2433 nt
Organism: Somion occarium
Lineage: Eukaryota; Fungi; Basidiomycota; Agaricomycetes; Polyporales; Cerrenaceae
Source: the annotation of a GenBank genome assembly
AGACGGACGACGUCCAGGCCAGCUGUUCUCUGUCCUCGAUAUGCGCUGUCUCUGCAUUUAAACCGUACAGAUGAGUGAGGUCAAGAAAUGAUUGACACGUGUUUCUUAAUGAGCGGAAGAACAACACUCCUCGCCUACAUCGGGCCAACGAGUGGCACAACGAGUGGCACAACAAGUGGCUAAACAACCUUGUUCUUCCCAAAGUGACCAUCUAAACCUGAUCGGAUACCGUUGUGUGCGAGUUGUAUAUCUUCGUUUGUACGCUCUUCGCAACCCGACACCCUCCUCGGUCCAAGAUCGCAUCCAACCUCAUUGUUCUGCCCGCAGUGUGCCAAGUCGUCCACUGGUUCUAUAGUGCUCCAUCUGUGUCUAGGCGGAUGUAAGUGUCUCAUUUGUUGCCAGGCAUCUUCCCCGGAAGCAUUAUACCGCCAUGGAAGUCGCCUUUGUCGCUGAUCUUUUCAGUGCUCUUGGCCAUCGCGUACUAUAUGACAUGUCAAAGAACUUGCAUAGCCGACUCAUCUCUCCUUUGUUCACCAUGUUCUUUGUUCUAGCACAGAAACUCCGCUGAAGAAGUUGAACGAUAUAAGAAGCCCACGCGUUUCUGAAGGUCCCCCAUUAAAUCCCUUUACAACUCCCCGAACAUUCGCUCUACCAGCUACAAGCAAUACUAGGUCCGCAUACGUUCUACCUGUGCUCACUGCCCUCAACUUACCAUCAUAACAGAUCACUUUUCUAGAGGUCCUUUCUAUCAUCCCGAUUCAAAGCAUCCAAUAGACCAUCAUGUCUCUCCAGCCGCGACUUCCAGAGAGCGUCCAAUUGAGGAUCAUCGCGCAUGUCCCUGAAAAGGCCGCCAAAAUCUUCAGGGCUUGCUCCCUCACCUGUCGCGCAUGGCGCGAGCCAAGUCAGCGACUCCUUCACAAGUGGGUCUGGAUACAAGCCCCGGGCGCACAAAUGCCCCUGGACGCGGCCAAGCCAUUGUCAUUGGACCGCUACUCUGACCCACGAGUGGCGUCGUAUGUGACCGAGAUCAAUUUGGAAGGUUUCGACUUCUCUAUCUAUACACCACCAACUGCUCAACACGUCGAGGUCACCGGCGAUGAUAUUGCGUUUAGAUUGCUGGAACGCUUCCCGAACCUUCGCCUCGUGAAAUUCGAUGACUGCAUGAGGAUAGAGCGACCUAACGGCGAUAUAUCAGCCCUUGAGAGGGUGUUCCGAAACGUAGAGCGUAUGAACGUAUCGGACUCGGACAGUUCCAAUUUCAUCGGCUUCUUCUCGUUCUUGUUCUCUUUCCCACGUCUCUCCGUGCUAGAGCUUACAAGAGUUGCGUGGUAUGACAACGAACACCCCGACCUGCAGGAGUUUAUGCUUUCACAAGACUCGUUCGCGCUGGUUACCCAUUUAGAGGAACUCCGGUUUUGUAAUGCCGUCGCUGAUGAUCACUGUCCGGUUUUGUUCGACAUUCGCGGAUGGCUCUCUGUGAUCCCCCACGUCCAGUUCCACCCCAACUUUCGACUUGUAUUCGGAUAUGCGAAAGCCUUUGAGGGUAGAUACCUGCCAGCCUUGCUCAAAGCUCUAGGACCAGCCCUGAAGCGUCUGCACUUGCGCGACAUGCCAAAGCCACUACGUGUUUUUAAUUUCCCCCAUCUCCUUAUCUUCAAUACCUCGCUUCGCGAAAUAGCUAUCACGAUUGACAGGAAAAGAAAUGGUCCGGAAUGGGUCCGAUACGUCUUGUCCCAAGUUGCGCCGACUGCAUGCAUUCGUAAACUCGUAUUCAAAUGUGAUGUUUACGACAAGAACGCUUUACAAGCAUGGACGCGUGGCGGGAUCGAUUUACCAGAACCCGAGCUGGAAGGAAGUCUCCCUUUCUUGCAACUCAACGGUCUCCUCUCCAUUCCUCAGUAUUCAAGACUGGAAGAAGUUGUCAUCAACUAUCACUGGCCUGAUGAAUUACCUGAAGAUAAUCGUGAGGCUAUGGAGUGGAUGGAAGAAUGUUUGCUUGAGGAUUUAGAAGAGGAUCUUCCGAAUUUGUGUUCCAACGUGAAGGUCACCUUGAAGCGAAGGACUAAACUGAUCACACAGGUAGAUGAUGACUAGAUUUCACCCAUCACUCAAAUUGUAUGUUAUCUGUAGUGCCUAUACUAUCUAUGCCAUAUGUUUACUAUUGUGAUUUGUACACACUGACUCGUAGGAGAUCCAGCUAAUCAUGUGUUCACUAUGGGUAUACAAUACAAGUUGAAAGUUGAAGUAUUAUGAUCACUGAAAGAUGCUUCCAAGGAGUGUGCGGGAAUCAGGUAUGCGACCCUGCGCACCCAAUCGACCCCGAGUGCCUUUGUCACUCUCAAUUCUAAUGAUCCACCCAAUAAGCUGCGCACCUCCCCAGAUGAAUAAUCGAAGGAGUGCCAGACCAGCUAGCAAACCAGUGAUGAAGACGAU